Molecule: messenger RNA, 3045 nt
Organism: Penicillium verhagenii
Lineage: Eukaryota; Fungi; Ascomycota; Eurotiomycetes; Eurotiales; Aspergillaceae
Gene: sha1
Product: putative calmodulin-binding protein Sha1
Exons: 1
Coding region: 1-3045 (1014 amino acids)
Biological process (GO): establishment of meiotic spindle localization; mitotic cell cycle; spindle organization
Cellular component (GO): spindle pole
Molecular function (GO): protein binding
Source: RefSeq, a predicted model, not a curated record
AUGUCUGGAAUACUCGGCAACGCAAUUACCCCUUGUCCUUCCAGGUCGAGGCUAUUUGGUUACAGUUCCGGCGAUCACAGCGGCAGCGAUACAUUUGACAGCUUGAUUGACGGCGAUACCGAUGGCGAUGCCACUGGGCAAGUUGAUUUCACCACCGAGAUUUGUAUACCAACUAUGACUGGAGUACGACCACGCCGUGCCGCCAGAGCAGGAUCGGGGUUCCAAAUCCAUGAUGAGGGGGCUGAGAAACUGCCCAGGCCAGCUGAGAAAAGACAAAGACCAAAUGAAAUGACGAGACUAUCGUCCGACCGCAAAUCAUCUCUGCUUUCGCAGCCCGCACAGAGAUUUCGAACUAAGGUUGACUUUGCUCCCAACCAAUCUCAUGAUGCGAAACAAGAGGCGGAAACACAACCACAACCCGAAAGACGAGUCUCGAACCUGAAGACGCAGCCUCCUCGUGGAACGGGUCCAGUCCCAAAAGAUACAGCACAGCGUCGCUUGGAUACUGGUCUGAAGAGGAGCAUUCGGCGAGACACUGUGUACAUUCCGCCUGAUGAUGCCACUGUGCCUAGCGUUUUUAUGGGACUGUUCAGUCCUCUGAAGAAGCAGGGUCUGCCACAGAUCAGGGACGAUACACAAGCCAAUACUCUGGAAGCACGGAUAGCAGAUCGACAAGCCAGAAAGUCAUUGACAGUGUCCUCACGAAAGCCUCCACUUCAACCAAGUGCAAAAAUCAGACAAGAAGCUGCAUUCAGGGUGGAUGUUGCCGGGAAGAACGGCGGGAAAGAAAACAUUCCUCCCGGUGCGAUGUUUGACCUCGACAAAAAAACAAGUGCCCAAUCUAAGCCGCCGCUCAAUCCUCGAACCACUAUCAUACCGGCCUCAAAAACAAGACCAAUUACUCGCAUUAAUAAUACCGUUCCCGUCGCCCCCAAGCCACCACUCCCCAAGCGUGGCAUGCUAGGAGAAAAGCAGAACAACACGAAGUCUUCAGCACUGCAUGGUAGUCAAAGCAGAAUGGUGGCGCCAAGAAGGCCGCUUCAAAGUGCAUCACUGAACGCUCGCGUAUCAGCACUGUCUGAUCGGCGUGGCCUUUCUGGGUCAACCUGUGGUCCAAGAGCCCAGCAUGCUUCUGUACAGUUGAAGGAUCUCAACCACAACUACCCAAAGCUGACCGAAGAUAUCAAAAAACCUGCACUUUAUGAAGACGACUGGCUCUCACACCAGGAGGCCGUGAUCACUCAAUUAGUCAAUGCUUUGUUUGAAUGUUCCAAUGGCGAUUCGAACCUUCCUGAUCAAAGCUACCUUCGAUUGGAGCUUUUAGAGCUUUACCAUACCGAAUUUUUCAUCCAGCUCCACAAAAGACUUCAAGCCUCCUUGUCUUGCGGCACACUGAGUAUUCCAAAGCAUGCCCUUGUUCGUGCUGGCCGUCUCCGACAGGACCUUGGCCUCCGCCGCAAGUUUCUUGAUAUUUGGAUCCAGUCUUACGAUCACAAUGCUUUGGCUGCGGCAGUGGAGACAGUCAUUGGUCGAAAUAUUUCCAAAAGCCAUGAAUUCUAUCAGCAUGGAACUGAAUCCGAUCAUAAUGCAAAGAGCACCAAAGCCAUGACUCGGAAGCUGGAAAACUUUUUACACACCUUUUUGUUACGAAAUGAAGACCUUGACCAGCCAUUGCUGUGCGCCAGCGAGGUUCUCGCCGAGUUUCAGGCCAAGGCAUAUCGUCGCACGGUGCUCCGGUGCAUCUUACUAGUUGUCCUUCUAGACCAAGCGAAACAGUCUUUGGGCUCUACCGUCCCUCGUCAGCUGUUUGUACCGUCGUCUUCUUUCAAAUCCUCCGAAAGCGUACUCCAAGCAUUGAUUCGCGUGGUGUUGCCUUCCUGUGGGGAUAUUUUGAAGCCAUUGAGUCACCUCGGUUGCCGUUUAUCUUACAAGCAACAUCAGCUAUCAGAGUACCACUAUCAGAUGGACAACAUUGCUGUGGACUUGAGAGAUGGAGUACGGCUCACCAAAAUUGUCGAACUACUUUUCAUCACAUCCAGUCAGGCACGACGUGACAGUGGGGACCAGACCGAAGUCACGUUGAAUACCGGGGAAGCUCUCUCUCUUUUGGGUGACCAUGCAGACGUUCCUCUUUCGAAGCAUCUGAAGUACCCGUGUGUCAGCCGCACAGCCAAAGUCUUCAAUGUUCAUUUGGCCCUAUCUGCCUUGCAGUCCAUCAGGGGCUCUAAUGAGAUUGUUGAUAAGAUUCGGGCCGAAGACAUUGUUGAUGGCUAUCGUGAGAAGACUAUUGCCCUGUUGUGGGGCCUUGUUGGAAAACGGGGGUUGACACGUCUUGUUGAUUGGGAUGAUAUCAGCAAAGAAAUUUCCCGCCUAAAACGCAAAGCUCUCUUACAGCUUGGUCCCGAUCAAGUGAACUGCGAAACUUGGUUUACUGGUGAACAACUUGAUGACACCGACCAACAUGAACAUCUUCUUCAGCAUUGGGCUGGGCUCUUGGCCGGUCUGAAAGGCCUCCAGAUGAACAACAUGUCGACCAGUUUUGCCGACGGCCGAAUCUACGAGAGUAUUGUCGACGAAUAUGAGCCCUACAUUACCGGGACUCAUGCUACAGUAAGAUCAGAAACAAGCGGGCGAUCUGCUUUCAUGUAUUUGGAGAAACGCCUCGGGCUCCUAGGCUGCAGCUCUCAGUUUGCCCACAUCAUCUCCCCUAGCUCAGCAUCACACACUCUCAAUCGAGACUUUACCCUCGGAGCACUCGCCUUUCUCUGCUCUAGAUUGCUUUCGGGCUCUAAGCGCGCUCGUGCCGCAACUGUGUUGCAGCGCGCAUGGCGAGUGCACUUGGAAGACCGCCACUACCUUCGCCGCACUAUAGCAAAGACCCUUGCUUCACAAUGUGCGGCCGUUGUUCAGGCCAGAAAUCAGCUUCUGUGGGCAAAUAAGGUGAUCGCAAGCUGGUGGAGACAGAUCAAAGCACGAAAACAGGCAAGUGCCGCGCGGUCUCAGUCUUUGCCCAAGCCUGUUGGCAGACCCCUUGGCCGCUCGUGA